Molecule: messenger RNA, 1122 nt
Organism: Hippocampus zosterae (dwarf seahorse)
Lineage: Eukaryota; Metazoa; Chordata; Actinopteri; Syngnathiformes; Syngnathidae
Product: N6-adenosine-methyltransferase subunit METTL3-like
Exons: 4
Cellular component (GO): RNA N6-methyladenosine methyltransferase complex
Source: RefSeq, a predicted model, not a curated record
AUGCAGCACAGGGAAAAGGAGGUCGCAGAACGUAUCUUAGUGGCCCUGCAGGCGGGCUGGUCGAGCAGUCCCGACAGCCCCUGUCCGCUCCUGAAAAUGCUAGAGGAGAUCGAGCAGCUGCUGGACGACAGGCUCGUCGACCAGGAGAUCAUCGCCCAAAUGGCAUGGAUGGAGUGCAGGGCCAGCCCCCCGCAGCAGCCCGCCACCGCGCGGAAGAUAGACAGCUGCAGCACCUUCGACACCGUGUCGAUCAAAAGCACUCCUCGGCCGAGUUCGCAGUGGCUGCUGGAGAAGAUCCCCGACAAGCACUUUUCGUGGGAGGACUCCUCCGACUCGGAUUUCGACAUCCGCAUGGAAACCAUCCAGAAGCGCGGCCGAAGGGCGCCCAAGGAGGCGCCCUCCGACUCGGGCGAGGAACUGGAGCAGCUGCUGGACAACAUAAAGCGGAGGGAGAAGGAUCUGCGCCAGCUGUACAUCAAAGAGCACCGAGAGUCUUCGAGCAAGGUGUCCUUCGCACCUGAGUUGUCGGUGCCCAUCUCGGUGGACAUCCGUAGCUUUGACUGGGGGCAGCUAGCCAGGCAGCAGCUGGCCUGCGGGGGACAGCUCUUCGACGUGAUCAUGAUGGACCCGCCCUGGAGGCUGUCCUCCUCGCAGCCCUCACGAGGGGUGGCCAUUCAGUACAACUCCCUGGGGGACGACGUGAUCGAGUCGAUGCCAAUCCAGACCCUGUCGGACAGGGGCUACAUCUUCAUUUGGGCGAUCAACGCCAAGUACCGGUUCACCCUAACGCUCAUGGAGAAGUGGGGCUACCGCAUGGUCGACGAGAUCUGCUGGGUGAAGAAGACGGUCAAGGGCAAGAUCGCCAAGGGGCACGGGUUCUACCUGCAGCACGCCAAGGAGUCGUGCCUGGUGGGGGUCAAGGGCGAUGUCGAGGACAGCCCACGCUUCAUCCAGAAUGUGGGCAACGACAUGAUCUUUUCGGAGCGACGGGGGCAGAGCCAAAAGCCGACGUAGAUCUAUGAACUGAUCGAGCAGCUGUGCCCGCGCGGGUUCUACCUCGAGGUGUUCGGCCGCAGGAACAACCUGCGUGACCGCUGGGUGACCAUUGGCAAUGAGAUCUGA